Hibiscus syriacus is the source of this 1517-nucleotide messenger RNA. RefSeq names its product 26S proteasome non-ATPase regulatory subunit 4 homolog. Bases 137 to 1342 code for a protein of 401 amino acids. NCBI's taxonomy places the organism in Eukaryota, Viridiplantae, Streptophyta, Magnoliopsida, Malvales, Malvaceae. Gene Ontology annotation, biological process: proteasome-mediated ubiquitin-dependent protein catabolic process. The transcript has 11 exons. The record is from RefSeq and is a predicted model, not a curated record. Gene Ontology annotation, molecular function: polyubiquitin modification-dependent protein binding. Gene Ontology annotation, cellular component: proteasome regulatory particle, base subcomplex; cytosol; nucleus.
GUUUUCUAAUCAGCAACCCAUCCCCUUCAUUUCAAGUAAAGUACCCAGAUUAGAUUUGUAACUUAUUAGCCCAAAAUUCUUCACUUUCUCUAGAUCUUUCCUUCCUUGCUUCGUUUCUCUUCGCCGUCGUUCCACCAUGGUGCUCGAGGCAACGAUGAUCUGCAUUGAUAAUUCGGAAUGGAUGCGGAAUGGUGAUUACGCUCCCUCUCGGUUUCAGGCUCAAGCCGAUGCUGUCAACCUUAUUUGCGGAGCUAAAACUCAGUCUAAUCCAGAGAAUACAGUUGGAGUUUUAACAAUGGCAGGAAAAGGUGUUCGUGUUUUGGUCACUCCUACAAGUGAUCUUGGCAAAAUCUUAGCUUGCAUGCACGGCUUAGAAAUAGGUGGUGAAAUGAACUUGGCAGCCGGAAUCCAAGUGGCACAGUUGGCGCUUAAGCAUCGGCAGAAUAAAAAGCAGCAGCAAAGGAUUAUUGUCUUUGCUGGAAGCCCUGUCAUGCACGACAAGAAGGCGUUGGAGGUGAUUGGAAAGAAGUUGAAAAAGAAUAGUGUAGCACUUGAUAUCGUAAAUUUUGGUGAAGAUGAUGAAGGGAAGACAGAGAAGCUUGAAGCACUUCUUGCUGCUGUUAACAAUAAUGAUACUAGUCAUAUUGUUCAUGUUCCUGCUGGUCCUAAUGCUCUCUCUGAUGUUCUUAUAAGUACCCCCAUCUUCACUGGGGAUGGGGAAGGUGGAAGUGGUUUUGCAGCAUCGGCAGCAGCAGCUGCAGCUGGUGGCGUCUCGGGUUUCGAGUUCGGUGUGGAUCCCAACCUUGAUCCUGAACUGGCCCUUGCUCUUAGAGUUUCAAUGGAAGAGGAGAGAGCCAGGCAAGAAGCAGCUGCUAAAAAGGCAGCGGAGGAGGCAUCAGAACAAGAUGCGACAAUGACGGAACAUGCCAGUGAGGGACCUUCAGGAGCUGAUAAUAAGAAAAAUGAAAUUCCAGAUGAUGAUAAUACUUUACUACAGCAGGCUCUUGCGAUGUCAGUGGAUGAACCUGCCUCUACCCAAGAUUUACAGGAUACUGAGAUGUCAGAUGCAGCUGCUGAGGAUCCAGAUCUAGCAUUAGCUCUUCAAUUAUCUGUGCAAGAGAGUACAAAAGAUUCAUCUAGUGAGGCAGAUAUGAGUAAAUUGUUGGCAGACCAGUCCUUCGUAUCCUCCAUCCUUGCAUCUCUUCCCGGGGUAGAUCCAAAUGAUCCUUCUGUUAAGGAGAUGCUUGCUUCCAUGCAAAACCAGUCUGAGUCCCAGCAGAAGCAGGAUGAGGACAAGGCACCAGAAAAGAAGGAAGAGAAGGAAGAGAAGGAAGAGAAGUGAUGUUUGUUCGGAUUUGUUUCUCCUUCAGAUUUGGAAGCUCUUCAUUGUAGCCACCAAGAUGGAUGGUGAUAGUGUUAUUAUUUGUUUCAAAGGCUUUGUAAGCGCUUCAGUAAUUUUCAUUGAAUGCGUCUCAUUCAUGUUUCCACCAAUUCUGUAAAAUAUAUAUGUACUAUAG